Molecule: messenger RNA, 8101 nt
Organism: Acanthochromis polyacanthus (spiny chromis)
Lineage: Eukaryota; Metazoa; Chordata; Actinopteri; Pomacentridae
Product: versican core protein-like
Exons: 16
Coding region: 336-4673 (1445 amino acids)
Biological process (GO): cell adhesion
Molecular function (GO): hyaluronic acid binding; calcium ion binding
Source: RefSeq, a predicted model, not a curated record
UCUCUCCCAUUCAGGCUUCCCCACCCUCCACCUCCUUCACUCUAACCAUCUCUUCGCCUCCCCUUCCUCCCUCUCUGGGCACUGGGCGGUGUAUGAUCGGUCCUGAGCGCUCCUCCUCUUCCUAAUAUGCGGAUAAUAGCGGGUGUAAAGUGGAUUUGAACUUGCAGCCAGAGCUGAGAGCUGGAGGAGGACAUCUGUUGUAAAGGAACCGCACAGAUACGCGCAUCCAGACGCCGACGUCGGUUUGGGACUUGCGGGACUUCAGUUUGGAAACUUUUAAGUGACACAAAACAAGUGGAUUUUUGGACUUUUUACGCAUUUGCAAGAUUGCCGAGAUGAUUGGACACAUCCUCACACACCUGCUCUGGUUUGUGUGUCUGUGUUCGGCUCAACCAGCAUCUCCACGCACGAUGAUGACGAUGGAGAAGAACUCUCCUGCAGCUGGAUCUCUGGCCGGCGAGGUGGUGCUUCCUUGUCACUUCUCCAUAAUUCCAGCUUCUCCCACCACGACCACACAUGCCCCCACAUCUGCACCACCUCCCAGCCCGAGUCCUGACGAGCAGCUCCGGAUCAAAUGGGUGAAGCUGGACGGGCCGGACGAGAAGGUGGUGCUGGUGGCUCAGGGAGGGGUGGUGAAGGUGGGGCAGGGGUUCCUCAGCAGGGUGUCGGUGCCGAGCCGCCCGCUGUCGGUCGGGGAUGCCUCGCUGAUGAUGGUGAAGCUCAGGGCCAGCGACGCCGGGCUAUACCGCUGUGAGGUGAUGCACGGGAUGGAGGACACUCAGGACACCGUCAGCCUCAGUGUCACUGGUGUUGUCUUCCACUACAGAGCAAAUUCCAGCCGCUACACUUUAGAUUUCCCUGCAGCUGUGGAGGCGUGUCGCUCCAUCGACGCCUCCAUCGCCACCCCCGAACAGCUGGAGGCUGCCUUCGAGGACGGCUUCGACCAAUGUGAUGCCGGCUGGCUUGCCGACCAGUCAGUCAGGUAUCCAAUCACAGUGCCCCGUCCAGGCUGUGCGGGUAAUCUGCUGAGUCGACCAGGUGUGAGAACGUACGGUCUCCGCGACCCUGCAGAGACGUAUGACGUGUACUGCUACGUAGACAAACUGAACGGUGAUGUCUUCUACCCCCCAUCCCUCAAAGACAAGGUCACCUGGCAGCAGGCAAAUGAGGAGUGUGAGAAGCACGAUGCUGUGUUGGCGUCGCCCGGCCAGCUGUUUGCAGCCUGGAGGGCAGGACUGAACCGUUGCGACUACAGCUGGCUGUCUGACGGCAGCGCCCGUUACCCCAUCACCGUCCCCCUGCCGCAGUGUGGAGGAGGCCUGCUGGGCGUCCGCACAUUCUACAAGUACGAAAACCAAACUGGAUACCCAGAUCGCAGUGAGCGCUAUGGAGCGUUCUGCUAUAAGGCUAAGCUACCAGAACCGACCACUGCGAGUUCCCAGGCGAGUACAGCUGCGUCCAACCCCACAGCUGCUCCUCACACUCCAGCACCCUCACACCCUGAAAAAGCUGAAAUCCAAACAGCAGGACCGGAGCCUGUCGCAUAUUCACCAACAGAGAGCCCGCUGGCAGACAUCACCUCCCCACACACCUCAACCUCAGCGAUCCCCUCUACCACCUUCAAUGACUUUGACGUUCAAGAUUUCAGUAACUUACACAAGGUAGAGUCGGUCCCCAUCAGAGGAGACACUUUGAUCCCCAUGCAGCUCCCUCCAUUACCCACCUCCCGCUCGCAGCCCGAACACCUCGACAUCUCCCACAUGGGGCAGGAGGGAGGCCAGGCAGGAUCAGGCCAGGGUGAGAGCAGUGGCAGUGGGGAGGGAGGCAGCAGCGAUGACAGCUCGGGAGCAGUGACCCCAGGACCCACGUUGAGACCAAGCUGGCUUCCAGAGGUCACCGCAGGCCUGGAAACCUCAUCACUGGAAGUCACCCUAAGCCCUACGGAGAUCACUGCAGUUAUUCCACUGACUGUCACACCAGAGCCAGCUGGGGCCACAGAGGAUGGGCAACAACCUGCCGUGGUUUUCAAAGAGGACGUCACCCCCGGGGCUCCACCAGCGUUUGACCUUGAGUCUCUGGGCAUGUCUUCAGGUGGAGAGUCAUCAGGCAAAUCUCCGUUCCACGUCAUCCUCGUCAACGUGCACAGCCAAAAUCAGUCAGUUGACCGCGUCCUGGACAUCCUAAACCAGCCUGGGAAGGCCUCCAUUUUCCCCCAGAUCACCGACCUCACUCAGCUGACCAGUCAAGCCAUCCAAGGCAGUGGGGACGCCGACUCCCUUGAUCCAUCUCCCAUCAACCUACCGCCAAUGGUCAGCUUUGUCAACGGAAAACAUGAGGUGACGCUGGCACCAGAACAGCCAGAGGAAGCCCGAGGUGAUCAGUUUGAGACGGCCACCCCUAUUCGUGUGGAGGAGGUGGAGGUGGAGGAGAGGGAGGAGGACUCCAGAGUGACUCCCUUCGACUAUGGUGUCAUAGAAAUACACACCGAGGAGACACCUACUGAGGAAAGCAGUGACCAGGUCUCUCAUCCUACAGAUGCAUACCUAGAUGGAGGUUCAGUCUCUAGUGUGGAAGCUGACACAUUUCCUGAUGUGUUCACCAACUUUGGACUCAGAACUCAAAAUAAAACAGCGACGACCACCAUAUUUACUCCACCUGUUUCACUACCGAUGUCCACCACACCAUCAGGCUCAGGAGUCUCCACCUAUGAUGACAUGGAAGGCUCUGCAAGCCACCCCACCGAUGAUGUACCUGGCGCUACACUUCAGAGUUCCGGUGCUUCGACCACGCCGGCUGCAGGCGGCCAGCCGGGUGUGAUGACAGACGAGACAGAAAUUGGAGGGACAGAGUCUCCAACUUUUAUGCCCGACACAAAGUCAGAGGAAACCACCACACCAGUGCAGACAGAGGACUUAGAGGGCUCUGCCUCAGGAGAAGACGAGGCCUCAGGGCAGGACAUUUACCCACCAGAAACACCCACAGUCACCAGCACACUGCCACCGAUUCACUCCGCCCUCCACACCACGCAGCUCCCACCUGCAGCUGACAGUGAAAUCACAGAAGAUGCUCUAACAGAAACUGGCUCAGGUGUGGAUCAGCUGUCUGGGGAUGGGGAGAUGUCAGAGGAGGUCACGGUUUCACCAACAGUGGCAGCUGUGACUUCGGGAGACCAAACCACAGACGUAAAGCACACAACUGUAGAAAGUACCACACUAGCACCCUCCACACGUCCCUCCCUUGCUGCUACAGAUGCUAAGAAACAUCCAGCAGUCACCACAGAGCCUCCAAACACAACGUCAGAUGACCGCACUGUACUUUACAGGGAACACACCGAUCCGUCCACUACAACCUCCACACAGGACGUCAGGCCGACCACGCUCUCCACUACAUCUCCCCUGUAUACCUUUGACCAAAUCACCCGCUCAGUUCCUGACUGGGCUCUGAUCCCCGACCCGGACGCCACCGCUCUGCCAGAUGAGGAGUUUGUGGACUACGACAAAGAGAUCGCCCCUGGCCAGGUGGAGGCCCUCCCACAGAGACCUGAGGAGACCGAGGCAACAGAGGAACCAGAGACCGGCACCGACUUGGCUUAUUCUGUGGAGGCCAGCACUGUAAACGUCAGAGAUCUCCUGCCAUGUUCCACCAGUGUGUGUCUGAAUGGAGGCUCCUGCUACAAAAGAGGAGUCCAGAACAUCUGCGUCUGUGCACCUGGAUACAUUGGGCAGCGGUGUGAAACAGAUGUCGAUGAGUGCCAGUCCAACCCGUGUCUGAAUGGAGCCACCUGUCUGGAUGGGGUCAACUCCUACACCUGCCUCUGCCUGCCCAGCUACGCCGGAGAGCUCUGUGAACAAGAUACAGAGGUGUGUGGAUUUGGUUGGCAGAAGUUUCAGUCACACUGCUACAAGUACUUCACACACCGUCGCACCUGGGAUGCUGCAGAGAGGGAGUGUCGGCUGCAUGGAGCUCACCUGGCCAGCAUCCUGUCACAUGAGGAACAGCUCUUUGUCAAUCGUCUGGGCAGUGACUACCAGUGGAUCGGCCUCAGUGACAAGAUGUUUGAGAGGGACUUCAGGUGGACCGAUGGCAGACCUAUGCAAUACGACCACUGGAGGCCAAACCAGCCCGACAGCUUCUUCGAGUCAGGAGAGGACUGUGUGGUGAUGAUUUGGCAUGAGGGAGGACAGUGGAACGAUGUGCCCUGCAACUAUCACCUGACCUUCACCUGCAAGAAGGGAACAGUGUCAUGUGGCCAGCCCCCUGUGGUGAAGGAUGCUCGAGUGUUUGGGCCCAUGAAGCCUCGCUAUGAGAUCAACUCGCUGCUCCGCUAUCACUGUAAACAGGGCUUCAUCCAGAGACAUGCUCCGACUAUACGCUGCCGAUCCAAUGGCCAAUGGGACAUGCCCAAAGUCACCUGCACCAGCCCCGCAACCUACCACAAGUCAUUUACUCUCCAGCGCCGCAACAACCAGAAUGAGCAACAACAGAGGCCCUUUAACCACCACAUCCAUCACUCCAAGAGUCAUGAGAAACACAAUCAGAACCAGGAGCAGCAGCAGGAUUAUAACAUCCUGCAAAACCUCUGGGAUCCUUUCCAAAGUCGAGUCCAGAAGCUGCUGAGGGAAAAGAGGCAACUGCAGGCUCAAACACACACCCAGGAUCAGAUCAGACACUGAUGUGGUUUGUAGGUUUGCAAACCAGAUGUGUGGUGGUGACCAGUCACAGCAGGCUGGCCAUGUCAGUCCAGAGGCAUCGAUAGACAGACGGAGUGUUGUUGCACUGAACUGUCUAUCAAUUUCUCUCAGAAGGACGAGGGAGACGCUUCAUCAGUACAUUUUCCAAAAACACUCCAGGAUCUGAACCAUAACGCUAGUGACAGUUUAGUUUCAUUGGUAAAGUCAGCUCAUUGAUUAUAUAAGUCUCUCCAUUAUGUAACGGUGCUCAGGUUACUGAUAUACUUGCUUUUUACCAUUUCAAAUUCUUAAACGGUCAUCAUUGUUCACAUACUUGCAUACUUUGUGUUGGAGUGUAAAAGUAUAUUCACUCGGGGGCAGGUUUGCACUUAAUCAUGCCUAACAAUCCAAAGAAUUUGGACAAUAUUUUUAAAAAUCAUCGUGCGGAUCACAAUAUUUUUACUGCCUCCAGUGGAUACUUGUACAUAGACUACCAUCUGGUUUUGUUGUGCCACAACGCAAUGUUCUUGUAAUCGCUUGACAGUAAAAAGAAGAGCUCCUUUAAUAUUUAUUGUAGUGCUAGACUGAAAAACAUGACAAACACUUGGACGCUUUGACUUGGUCUCAGCCUCCCAUCGGCACUUUUAAACUUCAGGUCUUAACUGAUAUAUUUAAGUUGAGGAUGUCAGGCCUAAUUCAGAUCACUAGUGUCCUUCAAAACCUUGUAUGUGUCAUGGUUAGCUUAUGAAAGAAAAUGUUAUUUGUACUACAAUUUUAGCUUUUCUCAGACUGAAAGGAACCUGGUUUUCUUUCUUUCUUUUUUCUUUUUUUGAUUCAGUGUUUGUUUGCCUCAUCUUUGACUUGGUUGCUUCAGACUUAGCCUUGACUCAGUCUCAACACUUUUAGAACUUGACUUUGACUCCUUUUGGACUUGACCUUGACUCAACCUCGACUCGUUUGGGACUUCACCUUGACUCAUUUAAGUCCUUUUGGACUCAGCUUUGAUACCUUUUGAGCUUGAGCAUGACUUGUAUUUCCUACUUUUGUACUCUGCCUUAACUCAAACUUGACUCCUUUAAAUUUGGCCUUGAUUCAGAUUCAGAUACUUUCAGAUGUAACCUUGACUCCUUUUGAACUUGGCCUUGACUUUAAUUUAAAUCCUUUUGCGCUCAAGGUACUACAAGAUAGUCUUGAGUCUACUUUUACCUAGCCUUGAAACCUUUCAGAUUUGGCCUAGAGUCAGCCUCGACUCCUUUCGGACUUGCCUUCACUCCUUGUAGACUUGCCGUGACUAGGAUUCAAAUGUUGUUGGACUCAGUCAUGACAUAGCCUUGACCAAGACUUUAAUCCUUUUGGACUCAACCUCAGCUCAAAUUUGACUCCGUUUAGAUUUGGCCUUGAGUCAGACUCAACUCCUGUUUAGUUUAUCAGUAGAUGUGCAGUCGGCAUCCCUAAUGUGCAGAGAGACCAAGCUGCCUCAGAUUUUGAGUUUUGUCUGGAUAGAAUCUGUAUUGAGUCCUGGGAACUUCAGUAGUUUCAGACAUUUACACAAACAGAUUUGGCCUUCAGAUAGAUAAUGCUUUAUGACUUUAUCUUCAAAACGUUCCAUCAUUGUUGGUGUGAUCUAGAUCUGUCCCGACAGUCAUAUGUUGAGUGCUAUCUCACAAACACAUUUGUUAAUGAAGACCUGUUCACCCAGCUCGCCCAGUGUGGUAUGCAUGUGUGAACAUGUAUUUAAAAGCAAGUAUAUCAGCAACGUAAAAGGAAAGACUUAUGACUUUAAGACUUAUGCCGCACAUCGUCAGUGACACUUCAGCUUCAUCAGCUUUUUUGUCACUAAAUAAAGCCUGUCAGCCCAGUGCCUUACGUGAAGUUAUUUUAAAGCAGCCCUGUGGAGGAUUUUGACAGCUGUGACCACGUUUAUCUGUCACGUGACAGGUCAUAAUUGUAUAUAACAGAUGAAUAUAGCCACUAUAUGGUCAGCCGUUAGUUUGUGGAUUACCAUUUUGAAGCCUUACAUUUAGAAUUUAGUCAUCGCCAAAUAGUUUUUCUUUUUGAGGACACUGCUGUCACUGACAUGGUCAAAGUUGCUCCACCCUUUAACAUACCCUGGUUUAUCAUCUUUUUUCCUCUAAAUGGGACUAUCCUUUACCACAUUGACACCUUAUUGUAUUGAAGAAGACUUAAAACUAGCAAUUAAGGCCACAGAAAAUGUUUUUGGAGGUAACAAAUCAGAACUAGGGUCAUUUUCUCAUCUAUACAAAUAGAUUUCUUUUUCUAACCAGAAGAAUUGUCUCCUGCUGGCUGUCAGAAACAAUGCAGAUUUAGCAUACCUCUGAGGCUAUGUCCAUCAUUUAUAGACAGUCUAUGGUAGCAAUGCUCCUCCUAGAGUUUCCUGUUUGCUAGUUACAUUUCUUUGUGCAUCAUCUAGAACAUCCAAUUAGUGAAUGGCGUGAAACUAAUAGCAGUACAAUGAAAUUGCUCCAUAGCUUGAACAGUAGUCUAAAACUCCACAGGGUACCUUUAAUUUCCAGUAAUAUGGCACAUGUGAACAGCAGUUGAAAUAUUUGUGGUUUUUCUUUGCACAAGCAAGCCCAGAUAAUGGUAUUGAUGGAGAAUAAAAAAAGGAAAAAUUCCUCACUUUAAAUUAUUAUCAUAGAACAUUUUCAGUUUUGGUUUGUGCUACUCAAAUUAGUACAACCUAGUUUUGCUGGUUGAUUUCCCAUGUAGAUUUUUGUACAAAAUGUUUUAGCUUAAAAAAAAGGCUUUUAAAAGCAAAGACAUAAUGCACACAGAUGGUACAGUAGAUUAUUACGAAUGUGUGGUGUGUGUGCUGGGGCUAUUAAUCAUAGGAGAUAUAAUAUAGAUACUAUAUGAAGCCAUAUGAAUUUAACUUAUUGUAUACUUUAAAACUAUGAAUAGACUGUGAUAUUAAGUAAAGGUCAUUGGAACUGAAUGAUUCUGUUAAUGAUGACUUCCUUGCUGUUUACAGACUCUUGUCAUGUUGCUUCUUUCUCUGACAUUACGCAUUCUAUGUCAUGUAGAGUUUUUCGUUAGCAAAGUUAGCUUGUUGCGCUGUUGAUGCUUUUUAUUGUGCUUAAAAUCAGUCUGUCAUCCAACGAUUAAGGGAAUGUGAAAGAAGCACAUAGAGACACUAACUACAUGAUCCACAAGACUUUUUCAAAUUCAUUUUACUUUGUUCUUUUUUCUGUUUUUCUUACAUUUCCCUUUUUUUAUAUAGAUAUGGUAUGUCGAUGCAUCCAGAGUGCAUUUUUAUUUUUUUCCUACACCAUGUGGUUAAUAGGGUUCACUGUAUCUGUGGCACAAGAUCUUUUUUUAUGUAAUCACUGUUGCAUUGUCAAAAUGUUCAUCACCCUGUUUUCAAUGUCGUUGUUGGCUGUGUGUGUGCAAUAAUAGCUGUCAUAACACAA